AUUGGAUCACGACGCUGUGGUAUCCGUGCUACCUCGUCGCACUGGCCCGCAGUGGCUAUUGAUAGGAACCGUCGCAUGACGGCAAGGCCCUGCGCGGCUGCUCGCCCUUUAUGCUGUUGCCAACCUCGUACAGAGACCUGCGGCCUGUUUUGAUUGCGAUGAACAGGGCGCGGGUUUGGGGCCUGUCAGGACAGCCAGAACCGCAUUGACAGCUGCAGAAGGGGCCGUCGAGAGGACACGGACAGUUGGGCCAGCCCGGCACAAUUUCACACCUCGUCUGCUCGUGCAUGGCAAGCAUGGCUGGCAUGGUAGCGGGAGGAUCGGUUUUAUCAGCUUGGUUUAUGCUAGCAAGAUAAGGGACAUGGGACCCAAGCCACCUGGGAAAUUCCCCGCCGGCGGCCACGAGCCCUUCACGGCCAGCACAGCAGCCACAGCUGUUGACCCCAGCUGCUGACCCUGUCCACCGCGGCCCGACUGCUUGCAACUGAGGGUGGUCCUGCCAGGGAUCCUUCGACCUCGCCAAAUUAGGCACACGAAAACACAGAAAUACAGGACCGCGAGGGCACCUGGGCAUGCGUGCACCUGUCCAAUCGUGGCCAGCCAUUGACGGUGUAAUCCAACGUGAGGCCACUGGUCAAGUUACACGCCGGCGUUAAAGGGGGACCACAAAGGGCCGAGCAGCAGCGCUAUGUAGCAGCAGCACCAGCAGCACCAGCAGCAGCACGAGCGCCGACACGGCGAUGGGCUCGAGUCAAGUCGAGGAAUGGAACGACGGCGAGCCGCCCUUCUAGGGCGUGGGGAAAGGAGCUAGUGCCUGGGUGGCAGGGUGGCAGGGUAGUCGGCGGGAAGAAGCCACCUGGGUUGUUUGAGACAAGUUCUGAGACUGGCCCUACCAGACUGGCCUCAAGCCUCCCAAGCUCCGUCAGUGCUGGCAGCUAGAAGGGACCAAGAUGGAGAGUCGGAUUGCAUCGACUGCUGCAGUCGCAGUCGCCUGACUUGGGAUGGUCCUCGCCCUACCGAUUGAUUUCAUUUUUCUUGUCUCUCGUAUUGCCAUGUCAUCAGGAAAAACAAACCCACGCAAGCAGGCAAGCAGGUGCUUUGGACAAGGCAGGGAGAGCUCGCAUGCAUGCAUGCUUGCUUGCCUGCUUGCUUGCCUGCUGGCAGCUCGACGGACUCCGGACGACUGGGCGGCCGUACCAGUAAAGCUCAUGAUCCCCAGCAGGGACCAGAGUGUCCAGUUGAGGCCUGUCUGGGCAGUUCAUUCGGGGAGGAUCAAUCACCUCAGCCUCUCACGCCCUGGUAUGAGAUCACCAUUGCCGUUCUGGGACGUAUUUCCCUCCUCGAACCCCUCCUGCCUGAUGAUCUACCCAGGCAAGCUGCUGCUGCUGCUGCUGCCGCUGCUCCCCCCUCGUCUCGCAGCGCAAACAAGCGAUAGGCGAAGAUACCGGAAGUCCCUGGCGCCUGUGACGCUCAGCCCCCGGUGGUCCGUGGAUCCAAGGGUCGGCUGAGCUCGAGAGUUGAGACGACAUGUUCAGACGAAAUCCUGCCGCCCAGGUCGUCCAGGUCGUCCGUGUCGUGAUGGCGGGCAGAGGCCUCUUCCCCGCACAUGCUGCGCCAGGUGCCAGGUGUUGACCUGGCAUUGCCUCAUGACACAUGUCUGACUUGAUGGUCUCGAGGCUCCUUCUCUCCUCGUUGGACAAAACGGUGCUAUCGCCGAUGCGCGCUUCAUCACAUCUGCUUCUGGUGUGGUUCGCCCCGUGGUGAGCCGCAUGAAUGACGAAGACGUGAUUGCUGCACGAGCGCGGGGUUCGUCCUCUCCACCACUUCGAGCAACAAUACCGGCGAAGGGUUAUAUGCCUUCCCCGCCGCCCGCCCUCUGACCGCGCCGGGCGGCUGAAGGGCGGCCAAGACCAAUCUACACGCACCAUCGCGAUCGUCUGGCGGUCUAGAUGCCAUUCAGGCAUAUCCAUGGGACAGCUCUUCCAAGCUUCCGGCCUGAGGGAACUCCCGUGUGCGCACUGCCGAGGUAGCAGUUGAGGCAGCCUUGCGCAAACUCGUCAAUGCAAUCCCGUCCCGCCAGUCUGGUGACCAGCGCAAUGGCGGCGGUCGUCGUCCGCGGGCGAGCCGGUCAGACGGCCCAUUGGCGGCGAUGAUCUUGAGGCUCCAAGUCCCGACUCCCGAGCCAUGGUUGAGCGGCGAAAGGGACGCAGCCGCGUUCGGCAUAAUGUAUUAGUCUCCUGUGGGGUGGCCAUAUCGGGCUGGCCCAGCCUCGUUUAAGGAGCGCGAGGCUGAUCACAACUGGAUUUAUUUUCCCGACCCCUGGCCACAUGCAGCCACAGUCCCAGGGAAACAAAGCUCCAACCUCACAUGAUCAGGCUAAUAUCAACGACAGACAUACUUCACGCAUCGACAUGGCCGGCAUGUGCUACUGACGUCGGCUGUGCAGUGCGCUCCUGUUUGCGGGAAGACGCGUUCCAAGCUACUGGGUAGCUUACGCUUUGAUUUCGGCACAAAGUCAGGGCAGAGGCUACUUGUGGCAUUCCAGGAGUCUUUUGAAAGGCCAGCCAGGGCUAGCAGUACAACGGUAGCAGGAUGACGGGCCGUAGCCCCAUUUCGAGGGUCGACAGAUUGUCAAAGACCACAAGUGCCCAAGUGGUUGCAGUCGGAUGCUACCGAAGGUGCUGCCAGUUGGGUGCAAGAUUGGCUCCCGCACAGACUUGGUAAUCGCCGGUCAGGCUUCUUUCUGGUGGUUUUGUGCCCUUCAUCGUGUCGCAAGGCAGAUGAGACGGUCUGGCUGGCAAGCUGGCAACGUCCAUCCAGUGCCGCCAGACCAUGCAACGCUAACAGGAGGAUGACUUGGGAUUGAUGCUACAACUACACAGUAGCAGAGAGCCCCACAGCUCGCCUCGCUUUUAGAGGUGCGGAGGAGGGGGGUGGAGGACGGAGGUUCGCGCUCCAUUUUUCCCGACCUCGACCCGACUCUUCGGUCACCACCACCCCAAACUGCUGACAUCAUGCACGACCUCGCCUGUCCCGACCCCGAUGCCUAGAGCGGACUCAGCGAUUCGCCCAUCCGUCUUCGCCGACGAUGUCGCGCUGCCUGCUUGUGCAGCUAGCCAUUGGAGCUGAAGACGCCACAUUCAAGAUGCGUCACUGAUGAACUGGACGGCUCUGCGGGGAACAGCGAGCCGGUAGACUACUGACUGUGAGUGAUUGUAAAUGAGUAGGUCCUCUCUCCAUCACCCGUCUAGUAUAUAAGUAAGAUCCCGCCGGUGUCACGAGAUAUGCUGCUGUGCUACAUCAAACCCGUGCACGAGAACCCCUCAAGAUUCGGAUGAACCGUUUGGUUCGUCUUUGUUCGAGACUAUCCCCGGCAGUGUGUAUACUACCGCGAACGGCCCUUGCCCUACUCAGAUGCCAUCAGCCCGCCUAUUGCCAUUCACCAUUGACGACCACCUUGACGAGAGUUGUCGUUGGUGCUUAGACAUUGAUUGACGAGGCGACCGUUCAACAUCAACGCCAGCCAUGUCGGCAACGGGACAACAGGGUCCCCAGGCGAUGUCCGGGCCUCCCUAUGCUCCAACCACAGCUCUCUUGGGUGGGCGUCCAACCGUCUCCGUCGACGACCCCAUCUGCGCCGUCCUGCUGCUCUUCUUCAUCGUAGGGGCUGCGACGCACAUGAGCAUCUUCAAAAUAAAUCACAAGCGGGACCACAAGUUCGUCUUCUCGGCCCUGUUAUUCGGCUUCUGCAUGGCCCGCAUCACAACCCUUGUCCUUCGCAUAGUCUGGGCCUCGCAGCCACGGAGCGUGAACGUCGCCAUCGCGGCAACCAUCUUCGUCCAGGCGGGCGUCUUGCUCCUCUUCAUCGUGAACCUCAUCUUUGCGCAGCGCCUCAUCAGGUCCUACCACCCGGCCCUCGGCUGGUCGCGCCCCCUGGGCUGGGCCUUCAAGUUCCUGUACUUCUGCGUCGCUGCGAACCUGAUAAUGGUCAUCACCGCCACCGUCGACUCCUUCUUCACCCUGGACCCCAACACCCGCCGCAUCGACCGCGACAUCCAGCUCUUCGCGGGGACCUUCCUCGCGGUGCUGUCCUUCCUGCCCGUCCCGAUCACAUUGAUCACGGUUGCCGCCCCGCGCGCGCGCCCCCGCCCCGAAAAGUUCGGCCAGGGCCGCCAGCGCACCAAGAUCUGGCUGCUCCUCUUCACCUCCGCCAUCCUCGCCCUCGGCGCGGGCUUCCGCAUCGGCGUCAGCUUCACCAGGCCCCGGCCCGCGGCCGACCCGGCCUGGUACCACUCCAGGGCGUGCUUCUACUGCUUCAACUUCGUCAUCGAGCUGGUCGUCGUCUACGCCUACGCCAUCACCCGCUUCGACAGGCGCUACCACAUCCCCGACGGCAGCAGCGGGCCGGGCCACUACUCGGGCGAGAGGGUGGCGAGCGAGACCAAGAGCCCUAUGAAGAGCCCCGUGAGGGCCACCAUGGGCAGCAGUCUCACCGUCAACCGGGAGAUUGAUGUUUUUGGCGACGAUGCUGCACUUGACAGCCCGGCCGAGCAGAGCAGGAGGCAGAGCGAGUGGGAGGCCAGGGCGCGGGCGGAGCUUGACGAGGAGCGUGUGGCCGAUUCUUCGUGAGCGCUCGUCGCUGGUUUGUUGUGUUGUGCGUCUUUGUGACCACUCUACGUUGAUAUCCCGGCUAGAUUACAAGUAAUGGCCCAGGUGGCAGCGGUAGUGUGUUGUAAUGCAUCCAUAUGGGCAUCAUUAGCUAGCGAGAUAGACUACUUAAUUGGAAUAAUCAGGCCAUCCGA
Molecule: messenger RNA, 4802 nt
Organism: Diaporthe batatas
Lineage: Eukaryota; Fungi; Ascomycota; Sordariomycetes; Diaporthales; Diaporthaceae
Exons: 2
Coding region: 3526-4629 (367 amino acids)
Source: RefSeq, a predicted model, not a curated record